GCACAGAAUCAAACGGCGAUCACACUCUCUUAUGUAAAGCGAAGACGACAAGAGCUCGCUCGGUGGACCGUUAGAUUUUUUCAUAUAUAUGGAACCUUAAAAACCAAAAAAAAAAAAAAAUUUGAAGAAAUCAAAAUCUAUAUUGUCUCAUCAAACCCUUUCUUUUAUCAUUUCCGUUUUUUAUACAAUUCGCCUAUACCCGCCCGCCGCGCCUAAAAUAUAUAAGAGCAAAUUAGUGUGACACAAAAUCAUAUGAAGAAAAAGUGAGAGAAGUUUAUAAUUAUGGUGAUGUUUUCAAAAAUACUCUAAUAAGAGAGAAUACAAUCAAAGGCAAAAAGCAAUUAUGUCAAAAACAAGUUAUUCAAAAAUUAAAAUUUAUAUUUAACUUAAAAUCAGUUAAACAAAGAUAAUAAUAAACAGCAAACAAACACAACCUCCCUUGAAAGUGUCUUCUCUUUCUCCUUUAGUUAAUAAGAUACCCCCACUAGCCACAUUAAAAAAUGGCAACUAGUGCAGCUGUCACAAUCACAGCGGUCUACGGAUCCAACGGCCAGUCACUGCCGGUGACUGGUAACAGUCUGGGGCCAGGAUAUUCGGCCACUGUUAAACAAGAACGUCACGAUGAGGCUGAAAUUGCGGAACUCGCUGCAAAAAUGCUCGAAACACAAAAAGCUGCCAUGGCCAAGCAGCAGCAAACAGCCCAAAUGCAAAAUCGUAGCAUCCCUGGCAAUCAACAGCCUACAAUGCCCAAUGGUCAGGCAAACAUACUAAACUAUCUGACUCGGGCCAAAGGCACAACACCAACACCCACAAGCAAUGGCCAGUCGAAUGGCAGCAAAACAAAUGGUUCAGCGACGGGUUCGGAUGGCGAAAAGAAGCCAUGCGACGAGGAAUCCCAAAAAGGCCAUUUCGGUUGGUCGACCUUUGGCAAGACUUACAUACCAUACAUUUACCGGCAAACAGAAAAAUACUGUGCCGUUCGAAUGGUAGAAUUCAAAUUGUUAGGGAAAUAUUUGAAUUGUUUGCAUCCGGACAUUUAUAGUAGUUGUACUUGUGUCCGGAGUUACUACAUCACAGAGGCAGAAAGUCGCCUCUUUAACGAGAUUAAUCACAAACAUUGCGACGCCGAAUUCGGUCGUGAUUUGUUUACUCUCAAAGACUUGGUGGUGCGAUUGAGUGAUGCCACCAAGUUCUUUCAGUUCCUUGAUAUUUGCUAUCGCAAAUUGAUCUCUGGCAGCAAAACGCCAUCGGAAAAAUGCGGUUUCAUUCGAAUCAAUAAGGAAUCAGUGGUGCCGUACACUGUGAGGAAUAAUGAACAAGUUGUUCCAUUAUUUUAUUUCGAGGGCGAAACAGAGAACCUCAAACAAAAGGCUGAUUAUCUGUCCGGCUGGGAUUUGGCAUAUUUGAAAUUUUGCUGCAAAGUGCAGGGAAUUCGAAAUGAGUUAUUUUCUAGCGAAUCGGUGGCUGUGAUAAGUUUAACUGAUAUCAAAAGUUACUUCCCCAAUGGAACGGAAUUUGAGGAUUAUUGGCCGAGCAAGGUGGUGGAUUCGAAUUUGUUGCUGGGACCGCAGAGGUCGGGACCGAAUAAUUCGGUUAAUUGGACGCGGCAGCCGACAGCGCCACCGCCAAAGAUUAAUCCACCAGCGGCAGUUAGUAAUAAGUCGCAACAACAGCAGCAACAACAACAGCAACAGCAGUCACAACAAAUGGCUGCUAAAAGGGGAGCUGCAUACCAGAUGGCGGCAAAUUCGGCAGCAAAUGCGCAAAGGUUACAUGCUGCGACGUUGGCGGCUGCCUCUCAAGCGACAGUUCAGGCACUCAAUGGCGCGUGGAUGGCACAACCGCAAAACUCUCUGUCGAUGAUACAAGCACAAAUGUUGGCUUCACAGGCUCAGCAGCAAAAUCAUCCAGCGGUAAGGCCGAAUUAUCGUGGUCCAGCAGAAAAUCUUAUGCGCCAGCAACAAUAUACAUACAAUAAUGGAUCAAUAUCAAUGCAACCAGUGAAUAAUCAUGGACAAGGCAAUGCACCACCGCCUUUGGUUCGAGCUGGAGGACAAUCUGCAUCCCACCAAAUGUCGAAUUGUACUAGUGUCGAGCAAUCAAUGCAGCAACAACGUGCCAAUAUCAUUAAUCACCACCCAUCACCACAACCAAUCCGUUUACAACAUCCCUCAAAUUACCACAACCAUCACCCACCUCCUUAUCCCCAAUCAGUAGCUGCAGCAGCAUCUUCUGCAGCUGAAGCUGUUUCAAUGCCACUGCAGCUGAAUAAUGCAUCCCCCAACAUCAUCCAUUCCCCCUAUCACAUCCCAGAUCCCAAAAAUACAGUCCCCGCCCCUCAAAUUCAGUCGCCGAAUUAUAGCGCUACAAUUGCUCCAGAUUUCCAGAACUUGGCAAUCUGGAAUCAGUUGAAUGACGCUCAAAAAAACCUUCUCACAAAUCAAUUGAAAGUCAAUCAUACGGCGAAUAACAAUUCGCCGCUAUGUGCGAACAAAAAUUCCAACAAACAAAAUAACUUUUCAAAACCUUCCAUUCCGCCAUUGAUUCCAAUGGCAGCUUUAGAAAGUAACAGACCACCACAGGUGGCUGCGAAAAAAUCUGCCGAAUCUAUUGCGGAUCUCGAACGAAAGUUCAAAAUGACCGAAGAAAUGAAAGCAGUUGUUCAAAAGGUCUUGGCCAAUCCAGAUUUGUCGACUUUCAUUCAGACAAAUAGUUCCAAUUCGUUUGUGCCUUUUAUUUCGCCGCCAAUUUCACCGGCAACCGGCAAUCCGCCGCCGCCACCUCCUUCGAAUAACAUUAACCAACAUCAGAACCUGCCAAUUUUUCAAAACUAUUCACCCAAUAUGCCUGUGGUGGGUGUGGCACCGCGUCAAAAGAGCGUGAUUUGUUCGACUAGUACUAUUCCAUCCUGCACAACCACCCCGUCUCCAUCUCCAACACGAACUCCAAACAACAAUACUGCCAUGGAAGUAAUUGAUUUGUCUUCCACUCGAAGGUCGUCGUUGCAAGCUGCCACUGCCUAUCUGCAACAACAGCAACAAGUCGCUGCCCAGCAACAUCACCAACGCACCCAACAACAACAGCAACAACAACAGCAGCAAAACGGAAGAUCCGGCCAGGCUAAUGGAGGUGGAAAUUCAGCAACAAUGCACCUGCAAAGGCACGCAGCCGCAGUACAACAGGGAGCUGUAGUGGGCAUUGAUCCGUCAAAUCGAUUGCAUAUAAUUCCGGAAAUCGCAUCCGGCAAUGUACACAUCCCACCUUACAAGGUCCAAAAGGUCUAUGUUGACAAUCAGACAGUUCCUUGCAUUAAUAUGCAAGCAUACACAGAUUCAGAUCAGCUCAUGACCCUAACAGACUUCCGAGAGUCGUUUUUCCCGAAUGUGCCACUGGAACACUGCAAGCGAUUAAUUGAAGCUCUCGGCGUUGAACUUUAUAAAGGCAAUAGACGACAAAUCCAAGUACUCCUCGAAUCAGGACGAUCACAAUCCGAAAACAUUCCAUUGGUCAAGGUUCGCGACGUCAAGAAAUACAUGCCACAAUUGACGUUCAUGAUUCGAAAUCAGGAGCAACCACACUCGAAAAGACCUCGAGUAAGCUAGGAAACGGGGUGGGGAGCACAACAUACACAUUCAAACUACCAACACCCCACCAUGGAUAUGUUGUACUCCCAGAGCCAGUCAGUAUCUGCAUCUAAACCAACCUCCAUAUCCGCUGUAUCCGAAGCAACUGCUGCUUCUGUCGCUGCCGUCGCCGCCAUGGCUCCAUACAACGGCUCGACCAUGUUAAGUCCCCCGCUGAGCACCACGUGCACCAAUCCGUUCAGCUCAUUCGAUUGGCUAUCGGCAGUAACACCACCCACAGUCGAUAGCAGCUCUGGCAAUGGAAGUAGCCUAGCUGAACAGAGAGCCGCCGCAGCAGCUGCAGCCGCUGCUGCCGCCUACAAUUCCUGUAGAUUUGGCCAACAUCCGGCGCCAUCGGCCACCGAUUUUCUUUCCAUGUUUAGCAGCACCUGUGGAGCAGCAGCUGGUGGCAGCUCUGCCACCAGUGGUUUUAAUGCAGAAACGACUCCCAUGUCAUCAUCAUCACAUCACCAGCACCGUCAAAAUCCUCUAAUAAGUCAUCAUCAUCGUCACGCGUCGAGGUCACAAAGUUCCGGUUCGGCCGACUCGUCAACGAUUUCCUCGGCAAUUGUGUCCUCAUCGUCUUCAUCGUCAUCGCUCUCGUUGACGCCAGUUUCCAUGACCUCAUCACCGGCCGUUCCAUCGCCACACAAAGUUAACGGAGUCGCCCUAUUCAAUCCGCCGGGAUAUCACCUGCAGGCACCAGGUCAUGGCUUGCCAUCGCCCACAAUUUACCCGCCAACUCCACCGCCAUCCGCACCAUGGAUCCAUCCCUGGUAUACUGGUGACACAUUUUGAAAAGUACGUUCGAAUUACAUAAGAUCUUAUUCUCUCAUUCUCGUUGUU
Episyrphus balteatus (marmalade hoverfly) is the source of this 4469-nucleotide messenger RNA. RefSeq lists its product as uncharacterized. Bases 501 to 3602 code for a protein of 1033 amino acids. The transcript is spliced from 6 exons. NCBI's taxonomy places the organism in Eukaryota, Metazoa, Arthropoda, Insecta, Diptera, Syrphidae. The record is from RefSeq and is a predicted model, not a curated record.